Molecule: messenger RNA, 1063 nt
Organism: Spodoptera frugiperda (fall armyworm)
Lineage: Eukaryota; Metazoa; Arthropoda; Insecta; Lepidoptera; Noctuidae
Gene: GXIVsPLA2
Product: group XIIA secretory phospholipase A2
Exons: 3
Coding region: 148-771 (207 amino acids)
Biological process (GO): arachidonate secretion; phospholipid metabolic process; lipid catabolic process
Cellular component (GO): extracellular region
Molecular function (GO): calcium ion binding; A2-type glycerophospholipase activity
Source: RefSeq, a predicted model, not a curated record
UAUUUUGACGUUUUUGUUUUGGCUAUUUUCCAAGAGCAAGAUUUUAAAAUUACGUGUUCCCCAAGCACUGGGUAGAGAGUUUUAAAAGCAGCUUUUGCUGAAAAUGUAAUUAUUUUUCAAAAAACCAUCGCAGUAAUUUUAACAAACAUGGAGAUUCCAUACAGAAAGAUUGCGAUUUACAUUUUAACUUUCGUAGCUUAUGCCUAUACUGGCAUGGGCUCUAGUAUGUUAAGGAAUUUAAAAGAUGCGGUACUAUCGGCUGAGUCAGUUUUCGGAGAUAUGUUUAAGAAUGUUAUUACAGUGGCUGAAAAAUUCAAGUCAUUGCAUGAAGUUUUUGAUGCAGCAGUAGAAGAGGAAUGCAUAUUCAACUGCCCUGAAGGAUCUAGACCAGUGCGCAAUAGAAAUCAUAUUCCUAAAUCAGAUGGCUGUGGAUCUCUUGGCUUUGAGAUUGCAUCAGAAUACUUGCCAUUAGAAGAAAUGACUAAAUGCUGUGAUAGUCAUGAUAUUUGCUAUGAUACAUGUAACAGUGGUAAAGAAACCUGUGAUCUGGAUUUCAAAAGGUGCCUUUAUAACUACUGUGAUAGUUAUAAAACUGUGAAUGUUGCGGGGGACACAAUCACUAAAGGUUGCAAAGCUGCAGCAAAAUUAUUGUUUACUGGGACACUAACACUUGGUUGUAAAUCAUAUCUUGAUGCUCAGAAAAAUGCCUGCUAUUGCCCCCCGGCUAAAAACAAUAAGUAUAAGAAAUACCCAGGAAGUGGGGACUUAUAACAGGCUAUCUGUUUCACUUUUCUUAUAUUGUUAUCCAAAGACAUUUUUCUGCCAUUUUGUGAUACUUGUAUAGGAUUAUUUAUUGAAAUAAUUUGGGCAUAAUAUUUAUUUGAUGAGUGGGUUUAGUCAGUUUAGUCUUAAGUCCUCACUCAUUGUGAAAGUUUACCUUCUCAAGAGGAUUUUAGUUUAAACAAGGAUUAAAAUCUAGUAAGCAUAUAAUAUUAUGUAGUGUAAGGGUACAAGAAACAGUUCAUACUUUUAUAUAAAGAUAAAAUAAAAUGUGGUUUGCUUA